Messenger RNA from Naegleria fowleri, 1737 nucleotides. RefSeq lists its product as uncharacterized. The record is from RefSeq and is a predicted model, not a curated record. Lineage: Eukaryota; Heterolobosea; Eutetramitea; Acrasida; Naegleriidae. The transcript has a single exon. The coding region runs from base 1 to 1737 and encodes 578 amino acids.
AUGAAGAAAUUUGGAGAACGAUCAAAUGAUUCCGCCACAACGUCGAGAAGACGACUCGAAAAGAUGAUUCGGCAUUUGACUCCCGAAAACUGUCCUCCAAUGAUGGAAAAAUCAAUGAAUGACCUGAAAUUUAAUUCUAUCCAUGUCCAACAAGAAUGGAUGGAAAAUUCUCUCGGGGACUUUCGAGAAGAAAAAUUAUUCUUGCUACAACGAGCUAGACAAUUGUUUAAUGAUCAAGAUUCAUGGUCCGAUCAAAUUUUGAAAGAAAAUGAAAACAAAGAGAAAUGGAAUGUAUCUAUUCCGGAUAACAUUGGACCAUUCACUCGACUUUUUGAUCAUUUCGGGAUUUAUUUACCCUUACCUUUAGAUUUGGCCCAGAUGAAUGCACAGCCAAAUGAUUUUCAAUACUCAUUGUUUAACUUAAUUAUUCCAGAAAUAUCUGAAAGUGAAACAGCACCAUCUACUGCUGAAGGAUUAAUUUCUAAAUUACAAAAUUUAAAAUUUACACAAAUACAGGAAAAAUCGAUGGGUUAUGUAAUUUCCAUCUAUAUCAAUUUAUUGAAAGGGAAUUAUGAAAAUGUACUUGAACAAAUUCAACAUGCAAAGAUGAGAAUGCAAAACAAAACUGACUACAUUUUAUUAUAUUUGGAAAGCUUGUGUAGAUAUCUAUUACGAGGGUACGAUACAGCUCUGCUGUUGUGUGACUCUUGCAUCGGCAUUAUGUUAAAUAAUAACAAUAUUGUUAUCGAAAAAGAACUUAAUUGUGACGAAUUUUUAUCUCGAAUAUCAACCUCUCAAACGGAAAUCCCUAAAAACAUUCGAAUUCAACCCCUCAUUCUUUAUUCUUGGAUUUUGUUUCAUUUAUACGAAUUUUCACAUGCUGAGAGAGUUCUUGUGACUUGUUGUGAAGAAAUAUUUCCCUUUAAUGCUGAAGCUCAUUUUAAUUAUGCUCAACUAUUGGCUGCAAUGUAUGGAUGUUCAAAUCUUGUGGAUAAUUGGAAUCUCCCUGAACACAUUUUUAACAAGAUGAAUUCUCAUUUGAAACAAUGUAUUGAGCUCUAUAUUCAUGAGGAUAUUUCACUGUCUGAUGCGACAAACAAAACAGGGGACACCAACACCACCAUUAUUAAUAACGAAACACAACAAAACCAAAGCAACAUUCCACAAAGCCCAUAUUAUUCCAUAUUUAAAUACUGGAACUAUUAUUUGCACUUCUUGAAUCAUUGUCCAAACAUGAGGACCCUACUCGAUCAUCAUCUACAAUAUCUAGAAAAUUAUGUUUACAAAUCUCUGACACAGUGGUAUGGAAUAGAUUACAAAAAGUUACUUGAUGAUAAAUCUAGCUCAGCAAUACCUAGUCUUGUUGUCAACAACGAAAAGACAAACAAUCUUCCAUCCGCCAUGAUCCAUCCCAUUGAUUUAGCCUAUCUUUUGGUGGUAUAUGCUCGAUGGUAUGCCCUUAAUUAUCUCAGCUCUCAAGAUGAUGACAAGUUGGCAUCGUUGAAUGAAUCCAGAACAAAAGAAGAUCCAAGAAUUUCCAAAGCUCACCAACUCUAUCGAAUUGCAUCCAAUGUGGAACUCAUUGCAUACACUCAAUUCAAUCACAAAAGUCAUGACUCAGAAUCUUCCAGGCGUUUGGCUUUCGUAUUUUACUGUAAGAGACUUGCAUGUACUCAGAUGUUUUCCAUCUCAAGAGAAUUUAACAAUUUUAAACAGAGAUUUCUUGUCGGCGUGUGA